Molecule: messenger RNA, 1703 nt
Organism: Phalacrocorax carbo (great cormorant)
Lineage: Eukaryota; Metazoa; Chordata; Aves; Suliformes; Phalacrocoracidae
Source: RefSeq, a predicted model, not a curated record
GCCGGCGGUGGGGCAAGGGUAGGGGGCAGAGCUGCUCUGGGACGGGAGCUCGGCCAGCGUGAAAGCGCCGGCGGAUCCCCUCUCCAAACUCCCGGUCAGCGGCUCCGAAGCGCGCGGCGGCUCCGGCGAGUCCCGGAGGGCUGGGGGGGGCUGCCCACCCUCAGCCCCAGGCUGGCCCUGGGCAGCCGGCUGUGGGCAGGGGAACCGGCGGCGCCCGGGACCCCCGGUGCGGGCUCCCCCCGCCGGUCUCCCAUUGGCCGCGGGGCGGGACGUGCCGCCCCGCUCCCGGCCCUAUAUUAGGGCAAUAUUGCCCCGGCGGGGUGUGGGGAGUGGCGCGGCCCCGCGGGCCAUGGACCUGGGGUACUUUCCCCUCGCCUUCCCGCCCGGGCUGUGCCGCGGGUCCCCGCAGCCCCCCUACCCUCGGCGGGGGGACGGCGCCUUCCUGGCGCUGGGCACUGUGGCCACCGCCGCGCCCCCCCUGCCGCCUGCCUCCGCGGGGGCGGCGGGGUAUGCGGCCGCCCCUCCCGCAGCUCUGGGCGCCGGCUACCGGCCGACCCGCGGAGCCGGGCCGCCGGGCUUCGCCACGUCCAUCUUCCCCGGGAGCGGCCGCCCGCCGCCGCCGCCGGAGCCCGGCUGCCCGUGCCCCUGCCCCGGCGCGGGCGGCGGGGGGCUGCGGCGCCCCUCGCCCUGCCCCGAAGCCGCCCCCGCGCCCGGCUCCCCGGCCCCCGCGGCGGCCCCGGCGGCGCCCCGCACCUUCGAGUGGAUGCGAGCGAAGCGGAGCCCGCCCGGGAGAAGCGGCGCGGCGCCGUGCGGGGGGGAACCUCCCGCCUGCCCCGCACGCACCAGCUUCAGCACCCGGCAGCUCACGGAGCUGGAGAAGGAGUUUCACUUCAGCCGGUACCUGUCACGGGCCCGCCGCCUCGAGGUGGCCCGCUCGCUGCGCCUCCGCGACGCCCAGGUGAAGGUCUGGUUCCAGAACCGCCGCAUGAAGCAGAAGAAGCGGGAGCGGGAGGCGCUGGCCGCCCCCGCCGCCGCCCCCACGGGUGCCCCGGGCGGCCCCGCAUGAGGACCCGCCGCCCCGCACCGAGAGGUCUGCCCGGGACGUCGGGGCUGGGCUGGAAGCUGCGGCCGGCGGGGCACCCGCGACGUCCUUCCACGCGGGACCGCGGCGACGCAGCCGCGCUGUUUUUUUUUCUGUUGCAACUUAUUUACGGUUUCACUUGUGAAGAUUCAGGGAAAAGUGCCAGCCCGAAACGCUGCUCCUCGACUUCGGGCCGGGCCCAGGCACGGGGCUGGUGCAGCAGGGAGCUGCCGGGACCGCCGCUCCCCCCGGGGAGGGCAGAGAGCAGCUCCGCCAGCUCCCCGGGAUCCGCAGAGCGGUGGGGGCACGGCGGGCCGCCCCAAGCUUCCGACCCCUUCUUCGUUUGGCAUUUAAAAAGAAAGAUCCGCAGGCUCAGGCAAAGUUCACGCAGGAGAAGGGGAGAAACCCCGAGAAGGCAGAGCAGAGGAGAGUGGGGAAAACUUCCUCUCACAGGAAGAGGCAGGGAUGGUCACGACUACCAGCAUGAGCCCAAGGUCCCCUUUUGAAAAAAGUGCCCUUGACUUCUGCCCUACCAUUUGCAAAAUUGCUGCAAAAAAAGAGGCUUGUUAUGCUUGUAUUUAUUCCUCAUUCAUUCCCAUUCCUUUAACUGAUGUGGCUGAUA